Medioppia subpectinata is the source of this 2073-nucleotide messenger RNA. NCBI's taxonomy places the organism in Eukaryota, Metazoa, Arthropoda, Arachnida, Sarcoptiformes, Oppiidae. The record is from the annotation of a GenBank genome assembly.
AUGUUUCAACAAAUGGUCAGAAAGUUAACGAUAUUGUUCGCUCCCGUGGAAGGCGUGGGACACGUGAAUGCGUGCAUAGGUUUGGCUGAAGUACUGCUGAGUCGGGGCCACAAAAUUGUGUUCGCUAUCGACCAGUCAUUUGCGGGUCGAUUAGCGCCGUAUGGUUUCAUCGAAGAGGUGUUUCCAUCCCAUCAAAAAGACCAAAUGCCGGGCGAAAUGUUUGCGAACCAUUUGCUCGAUUCGGGCCUUUUGUCAAACGUAUCGUCAUUUGAAUCGCUGAAGAUAUGGCGAGACAUACCUGUAAUGGACGUCGUGUUUGCCAAAAAGCGGGCCAAUGAGCCGACAUUAAAGACAAUUGUGGCCAAACAUAGUCCAGACCUGUUUGUGAUCGACGACUUUAACCCCUCGCCAGCAGUUCUUCACUCAAACAAACCCUGGGUUUGUGUUAUUAGCGCCAAUUUGUUGUUCACGUCAACUGACAACCGGCUACCGCCCGGUUGGUCCGGUUUUCCGGCAAAUAGUGACACAAAUAAAUGGAAAGAGUUUAGGGAAGAGUUUGACAAGACUUUUGUGAAACAAAGUCUGAAAUAUAAUGAAUGGCUGGAAGAGGAAGGGUUGCCAACAGUUAAUGUAAAUAAAAUUCACAUUACAUCGCCGUAUCUUAAUAUCUAUGGAUAUCCCGAAGAAUUGGAUUACACAGACAUCCGACCCAUACCUGAGAAGUGGUUAAGAGUCGACACAUUUAUGAGAAGAGGAGAGAAACAAGAGUUUAAAAUUCCCGAUAAAUUUAUUGACAGAGAUAUAGAGAAAAGUAAAUUAAUUUAUCUCUCAAUGGGUUCUAUGGGUUCAAUAAAUGUGGAUCUAAUGAAGAGAUUGGUGUCUAUUCUUAGCAAAAGUCAACACAAAUUCAUUGUCUCGAAAGGACUUUUCGGAGACACAUAUGAAUUGGCGGACAAUAUGUGGGGCGAGAACUCAGUUCCGCAGACAAAAGUGUUGCCAUUAGUAGAUGUGGUCAUAACUCACGGCGGGAACAACUCUGUGACCGAAACAUUCAGUUGUGCCAAACAUAAUCCCGAUGUGUAUAUUAUCGACGAUUUUAUCGGUUCGCCGGCACUAAUCCACUCAACCAAACCCUGGGUUUUCCUGUUUAGCGGAAAUCCAUUGUUUGUCUUACGCGACGACAGGACUCCUCCUGAAUGCUCGGGCUAUCCUUCAAACGGUGAUCGACAGGAAUGGCAGGAAUUCAGGGAAUUAUCAAACAAUAUGUUUAAAAAACAAAGCAUUAAAUAUAAUGAAUGGAUGAAAGAGGAAGGCUUUCCCGUAAACAAUGAGAACAAUACACUUCCAAAUUCCCCGUUUCUUAAUAUGUAUGGCUUUCCCGAAGAACUCGAUUACACAGAUCUCAGACCACUUCCCGAGAAGUGGUUAAGAGUCGACACAUUUAUGAGAAAAGGCGAAAAACAAGAGUUUCAAAUUCCCGAUAAAUUCCGUGACAGAGAUAUCGAGAAAAGUAAAUUAAUUUAUCUCUCAUUGGGUUCUAUGGGUUCAGCAAAUGUGGAUCUAAUGAAGAGAUUGGUGUCUAUUCUCAGCAAAAGUCAGCACAAAAUUAUUGUUUCGAAAGGACUUUUCGGAGACACAUAUGAAUUGGCGGACAAUAUGUGGGGCGAGAACUCAGUUCCGCAGACAAAAGUGUUGCCAUUAGUAGAUGUGGUCAUAACUCACGGCGGGAACAACUCUGUGACCGAAACAUUCAGUUGUGGUAAACCAAUGAUAAUAAUGCCAUUAUGUGGUGAUCAAUACGAUAACGCACAGAGAGUUCAUGAAAAGGGAUUUGGGAUUAGACUUAAUCCUCACAACUGUUCAGAACAGGAAUUAUUGGAUUCAAUCGAUAAGCUAUUGAAUGACAAGGAAUUGAAACAUAAAUUAUCCGUCGCUUUAAAACAAUUGAAACCCAUUUAUAUGAUUGUCGCCCAAAAGUUUAGAUCAAAGAGAAGUUUAGUUUUAGUGUCCAAACAGAGGGAUAGAACCCCAACCCCUCAUAAAAGGGUCAGCGAAGGGACAGCGAAUGCAUAG